GAGAGAGUGUGUGUGUGUGUGUAAUAGCUCCUCCCUGCAUCAAGGGACCCAGAAGCUUUCCCAAAUAGGAUCCCAGUCUGGGAGACCUUGGACAAGUGACUUAACCUCACUGGCCUGUUUCUUCAUCUGUAAAACAGGAGUAAUACAGUACCUCCGUCAUAGGUUGUGUUAUUGAGGGUAAGUUCACGCCCGUAGGGUGCUUGGAACUAUGCCUAUGAGUAGGAGUAUUUUUGGCUCCUAGUUUCUCCAAAAGUGUCUCCGCCCCCCUACCUCCUCCCAGGCCGGAAGCUGGAGCCAGAGGUCAGGAGGCCAACGGCCUGAGCUGGGCCAGUAGGAGCUGGACCCACAGGGAGGGAGGAACCACGAUGUUUGUUGGGUGAACGAAUGGACAAAUGGAUAGAAUAAUGAACGAGUCUGUCUCCAGGGCCUGAAAUUCAACUCCCUCCCCACAGCUCAAGCUCCUGAAACGCAGGCCCACUCUCUUGCCAAACCCCCUUCAUGUGGGCUCUGCUCUCUCUGAACGCACCACUCAGCUCUCCGAGCUCCCCAGAGGCCUGUCUACCUUGUAGGGCAGGCCUAGCUCAGUGUGGCCUUUCCUGACCCUGUGAGUCCCUGGGGUAGGCUGGGGGCACUGUGGGAGGCCCUACGUGGUAUCCUCGCCCUACAGAGCCGGCGUUCUUCCUUUCCUUUCCAGCCACUGUGGGCCCUGUGCAGGUGCAUGGGGCUACCCUGCUAGGGCCCCCUCUUGGGUGGGGCUCACCUGCCAGGCUCAGGAACUUUGACCUUGGGGAAAUCUCCCUUCACAUCAGCGCAGACAUGCCAAAACAAGGAUCGCCCAUAGCCCACACGGAAUUGAAAUAUUUUGCCAUGAAUUCUUUUAAAGAGGAUUUAUAUGAUCUUUACAAUGUUGAAUUUGUUAAGAACAGAUUACUUGUUACUGGGUAUGAACACGAAACGGCUAUUACGUUCUCCAUUUUGGUCACGCCUGAUGUCCCAGGAUCUAGCUCAGUGCUCAGCACUCAGCAGGUGCUCAGUAAACAUUCGUUGACUCCGUGGCACUGAAGAUUUGCAUCUGACGUCACAGAUGACACGAGCUGGGUUUACCAGCUGACAUCACGUGGAGUGUAGCAGACACCCAACUCAGCAGCUCUGACGAGUCGCUGCCGGCUCCUCUGGGGAGACCAUCCCCCACCCACCGUCCACCUGCCACUGUUCGGCCAGCCCUUAGGAGGAGAGCCAUCCUCACUGCAGCUGACAGUGCCUCGGGGCCUCGGCUCUCAGCUUCCAGACCUCUCCCCGCUCCCAGCCCCCCAUGCCGAGGUCCGCCUUGUCAAUCAUUUCCUUCUGUCAUCGGCUUGGCAAACAGGAGAGAAAACGGAGCUUCAUGGGAAACAGCCGCAACAGUUGGUCUCACGCGCCGUUCCCCAAGUUGGAGCUGGGCCUGGGGUCCCGGCCCGCAGUGCCGCGGGAGCUCCCCGCCUGCUCCAUCUGCCUGGAGAGGCUGCGGGAGCCCGUCUCGCUGGACUGUGGCCAUGACUUCUGCGCGCGGUGCUUCAGCACACACCGCGUCCCGGGCUGCGAGCCGCCUUGCUGUCCAGAGUGCCGGAAGAUCUGCAAGCAGAAGAGGGGCCUCCGGAGUCUGGGGGAGAAGAUGAAGCUCCUGCCGCAGAGGCCUCUGCCCGCUGUGCUGCAGGAGACCUGCUCCGUGAGGGCCGAGCCGCUGCUGCUGGUGCGCAUCAAUGCCUCCGGAGGCCUCAUCCUGAGGAUGGGGGCCAUCAACCGCUGCCUGAAGCACCCCCUGGCCAGGGACACCCCUGUCUGCCUCCUCGCUGUCCUGGGGGAGCAGCACUCAGGGAAGACCUUCCUCCUCAACCACCUGCUCCGGGGCCUGCCGGGCCUGGAGUCAGGGGAGGGCGGCUGGCCGAGAGGAGGAGGGUCCCUGCAGGGGUUCAGGUGGGGUGCCAAUAGCCUCACCAGGGGCAUAUGGAUGUGGAGUCACCCCUUCCUGCUGGGGAAGGAGGGGAGGAAGGUGGCUGUGUUCCUGGUGGACACAGGGGACGCCAUGAGCCCGGAGCUGAGCAGGGAAACCAGGACCAAGCUCUGUGCCCUCACCACGAUGCUGAGCUCCUACCAGAUCCUCAACACCUCCCCGGAGCUGAAGGAUACAGACCUGGAAUAUCUGGAGAUGUUUGUGCACGUGGCCGAGGUGAUGGGCAGGCAUUAUGGGAUGGUGCCGAUCCAGCACCUGGAUCUCUUAGUCCGGGACUCAUCCCACCCCAACAAGGCAGGGCUGGGGCACGUGGGUGACGUCAUCCAGAAAGCCUCCAGCAAAUACCCCAAGGUUCAGGAGCUGCUCCGAGGGAGGCGAGCCCGCUGCUACCUCCUGCCUGCUCCCGAGAGGCGGUGGGCCAGCAAAGACCACGGAAGCCCAGGCGACACAGAUGACGAUGUCCGCCACCUCUGUGCCUACGUCGCCGAUGUGCUGAGUGUGGUCCCCCAGCACGCCAAGAGCCGCUGCCAGGGGUACUGGAGCGAGGGCCGCCCCGCGGCCAGGGGAGACAGACGCCUGCUCACCGGGCAGCAGUUAGCUCAGGAAAUCAAGAACCUCUCAGGCUGGAUGGGGAGGACGGGGCCCGGGUUCACCUCCCCGGACGAGAUGGCCGCCCAGCUGCACGACCUGAGGACGGUGGAAGCUGCCAAGAAGGAGUUUGAGGAGUACGUGCGGCAGCAGGACGUGGCCACCAAGCGCAUAUUCUCUGCGCUCCGGGUACUGCCCGACACCAUGCGGACCCUCCUCGCCACCCAGAAAGAUGCCAUCCUGGCCCGCCACGGGGCGGCCCUGCUGUGCAAGGGCAGAGAGCAGACCCUGGAGGCCCUGGAGGCCGAGCUGCAGGCCGAGGCCAAGGUCUUCAUGGACUCUUACACCAUGCGCUUCUGUGGCCACCUGGCCGCCGUCGGGGGCGCCGUGGGCGCCGGGCUCAUGGGCCUGGCGGGCGGCGUGGUGGGCGCCGGCAUGGCCGCGGCCGCACUGGCCGCGGAGGCCGGGAUGGUGGCGGCCGGCGCGGCGGUGGGGGCCACGGGGGCUGCGGUGGUCGGGGGUGGCGUGGGCGCCGGGCUGGCUGCCACCGUGGGCUGCAUGGAGAAGGAGGAGGACGAGAGGGUGCAGGAAGGGGACCGAGAGCCCCUACUGCAGGAAGAAUAACGGGGCCCAGGAGACCCAAGGGAGGAAGAGGUGCCGGGUGGGAGGGCAGGAGGUGCCGGAGGGGAGGGCUUGGGGGCGGUGUGGAGAGCACGGCGUGCCGCACCGCCCUGCUCCAAUGCCCAGUGUCAGGGUGGCUGGCCGAGCUGGACAAUCCAGGUGGCUCCAGGAUCCUGGGGAGGCCACCUGGGGCCAGGAGGCAGUGUCUGGGGGCAGUGGAUAGAGGAUAGGGCCCGUUCCUGGUUGCAGACCACUGCUAACCUGCCUGUGGUUCCCAGACCAACUUGACCCCAGGGUUUCCCACCCAGAGUGAGGCUCCACUGGCCUCCCUCUCCUGGCUUAUUCCCCUGAUGACCCUGAAUUGUAGGAAGGCUGAGCAGGCACCAUUCUGGAAGUCUCCCUUGGGUGGAGAGGAUCUGUCCCUUCACAGAUGGGAGAAGCCGCGGGGUCGGGUGACGUUGGUGCUCAGGACCAGGGAGCACUGAUGAGGGGCUGGGGGAGAGAGAGAGAAGGAGCGGCCACUGGGCAGAACCAAAGAGUCCAGUGUGGUGGACAGCGACCUAAUCCCCAGAGUGGAGACACUUUGCUCUGAUGACUUUUCCCAGAGCUGCCCCCAGGAGGAUAAUGGUGGCCUCCCUGACCCUCCGCAGCCCCAGGGAGUCCACAUAUGCACUUUGAAUGGGGGUCCCUGUAGAUCUUCCCUCAUGGGUGUGUUCUUUGUUGAGCAAGCUCAGACAGCAGAGUGCCCGAGUUCCUUCUGGAAUGCUGUCCCAGCAAUGGGUUAGAUGCCAAAGAAAAAUGCCCGUAAUUGCAUUCUGAGCUAAAUCGGACAGCCCUCGUGAGUCUAUGAAAGUCCUGCAAGGGACAGCAAAGGGAAGAACACAUUCCAUCCCGAACACGAACACGCCCUUUUUCUGGAGCCCAUGUCUGCAGGAGACCUGGGUGCAACCCCCCACAGGAACCCAGAGGGCCCAGCGUCCUUCCAUGGGACAGAAAAGUCCUGCUGGAAGACUUCUAGGCUAUUAAGCUGUAAAGUAUUCAUGGGCGCCUUAUAUGAAAAAUAAACUGUGUGUGCUUGAGUGUCA
Molecule: messenger RNA, 4284 nt
Organism: Lynx canadensis (Canada lynx)
Lineage: Eukaryota; Metazoa; Chordata; Mammalia; Carnivora; Felidae
Gene: RNF112
Product: ring finger protein 112
Exons: 15
Coding region: 1313-3202 (629 amino acids)
Biological process (GO): protein homooligomerization; endoplasmic reticulum organization
Molecular function (GO): metal ion binding; GTPase activity; GTP binding
Source: RefSeq, a predicted model, not a curated record